Molecule: messenger RNA, 1137 nt
Organism: Lathyrus sativus (Indian pea)
Lineage: Eukaryota; Viridiplantae; Streptophyta; Magnoliopsida; Fabales; Fabaceae
Source: the annotation of a GenBank genome assembly
AUGAAGCCAUAUUUAUUUCAAUUUCUCUUAUUCCUUCUCCUUUUCAUUCUCAACCCAUCAACCCUUUCAGCUAUUCGAGUCCCUCCUUCUUUAACAAAACAAAUAAUAACAAAGUUCAAGGACCAACUGAAUCACUAUAUAUGGAAGAAGACGUUAGACAAGUUCAAAAAGUUACCUCCACCAAAUGCACAGUCAGCCAAAGAGAUCAAGGACCUAUCUGAAAUCAAACAGUAUUUCUCUGAUUUCGGUUACCUCCAACAAUCGGCUCCAUUCAAUGACACUCUAGACGAUGUAACAAUUUCAGCUCUUAAGACCUACCAGAAAUAUUUCAAUCUCCAAAUUACUGGUGAUUUAAACAACGAGACUUUACAACAAAUCUUGUUACCAAGAUGUGGUGUCCCUGACAUGAAUUUCGAGUAUGGUUUUACAGAGACACUUAAUGUGUCUUGGCCGAACGGAAACAGCUGGUUUCCUUUCGGCACUAGAAACCUUACAUAUGGAUUUGCUCCAGAGAAUGAAAUCCCAUUAAACUUUACACAAGUCUUGAAAAAUGCAUUAACGCGAUGGUCACAGACAACAAACGUUUUGAGUUUCACUGAGACAACUUACGAUGUUGCAAACAUUAAGAUUGGUUUCUACAUUUACGAUGAUAGGGUUGAAGAUGUUGUGAUAGGAGACUCUUUUAUAAACAAGCAACUCAAUUCUAAUGUAUCGUCAGGUGUGAUACAACUGGACGCUUCAAAAUACUGGGUGUUGCCAACUGACAACUUCGCUUGGUCUUGGAAGGAUGGAGAAAUUGAUUUGGAGACUGCAGUGAUGCAUCAAAUAGGUCAUCUGCUUGGACUUAAUCACUCUUCUGACAAGGAGUCAAUUAUGUAUCCAACAAUAUUGCCAUCACAACAAAGGAAGGUUGAGAUAACAGUUUCAGAUGGCCAAGCCAUCCAACAACUAUAUUCUACUAAAGACAACAACACAAGUUCCGGUAACGUUGGACGCUUCAACAACACAAGUUCCGGUAACGUUGGACGCUUUACAAUGUUUGAGUCUAGUUACGGUUUUGUAAUAUCUUUGUCCCUUGGGGUUUUCUUUCAUGGUUGUGCUGAACUAGCUUAUGAAUUUGUAAUUUGUAUCCUUUAG